Branchiostoma floridae (Florida lancelet) is the source of this 1670-nucleotide messenger RNA. RefSeq names its product ruvB-like 1. Lineage: Eukaryota; Metazoa; Chordata; Leptocardii; Amphioxiformes; Branchiostomatidae. Gene Ontology annotation, molecular function: ATP binding; ATP hydrolysis activity; DNA helicase activity. Gene Ontology annotation, biological process: chromatin remodeling; regulation of transcription by RNA polymerase II; box C/D snoRNP assembly. Gene Ontology annotation, cellular component: Ino80 complex; NuA4 histone acetyltransferase complex; Swr1 complex. Bases 93 to 1463 code for a protein of 456 amino acids. The record is from RefSeq and is a predicted model, not a curated record. The transcript is spliced from 13 exons.
UGUGUGUCUUAUAUCCGGUAUGCAGCUCAGCCCAUCACAAAAGGCGGUCUUGUCGAAUUUCUAGCGUCGCGAACCCGUAAACUGCGGUGAAAAUGAAGAUAGAAGAAGUGAAAAGCACGACCAAGACGCAGCGGAUCGCCUCCCACAGCCAUGUGAAGGGCCUGGGGCUGGAUGAGAACGGGUUCGCGCUGCAAGCGGCGGCGGGAAUGGUCGGGCAGGAGCUGGCCAGAGAGGCAAGUGGUGUUGUGGUGGAAAUGAUCAGGUCCAAGAAGAUGUCAGGAAGAGCAGUGCUGCUGGCUGGACCACCAGGGACUGGGAAGACUGCCCUUGCCCUUGCCAUAGCCCAGGAGCUGGGUAGUAAGGUUCCCUUCUGUCCCAUGGUGGGGAGUGAGGUCUACUCAUCAGAGAUCAAGAAGACAGAAGUACUCAUGGAGAACUUCAGACGAGCCAUUGGUCUGAGAAUCAAGGAGACGAAGGAAGUGUACGAAGGAGAAGUGACGGAGCUGACACCCUGCGAGACUGAAAACCCCAUGGGAGGAUAUGGCAAGACAGUGAGUCAUGUGAUCAUAGGACUGAAGACUGCAAAGGGCACAAAGCAGUUGAAGUUGGACCCAUCCAUCUAUGAGACUCUGCAGAAGGAGAAGGUAGAAGUUGGUGAUGUCAUCUACAUCGAAGCCAACAGUGGUGCGGUCAAGAGACAAGGUCGAUCAGACACGUACGCAACUGAGUUUGAUCUCGAGGCAGAAGAAUAUGUGCCCCUACCCAAGGGUGAUGUACACAAGAAGAAGGAGGUUAUCCAAGAUGUGACCUUACAUGACCUGGAUAUAGCCAAUGCCAGGCCUCAGGGAGGCCAGGAUAUCAUGUCCAUGAUGAGUCAACUCACUAAGCCCAAAAAGACAGAAAUUACAGACAAGUUGAGAAAAGAGAUCAACAAGGUCGUGAACAAGUACAUCGACCAGGGGAUUGCCGAGCUUGUUCCCGGGGUACUGUUCAUCGACGAGGUGCACAUGUUGGACAUCGAGUGUUUCACGUACCUGCACAGAGCGCUGGAGUCCACUAUCGCGCCCAUUGUCAUCUUCGCAACCAACCGGGGGAAGUGUACCAUAAAGGGUACUGAGGACAUUGUGUCCCCCCAUGGUAUUCCCCUGGACCUGCUGGACAGGGUGAUGAUCAUCAGGACGCUGCCUUACUCACCUGAGGAGAUGGUGCAGAUCCUUCAGGUCCGUGCCCAGGUAGAGAACAUCCAGUGCCAGCCUGAUGCCCUGAAGAUGCUGGGAGAACAGGGGGUGAACGCUACCCUCAGAUAUGCUGUCCAGUUGUUGACACCAGCCAGCCUCAUGGCCAAGAUCAACGGCAGGGAUGAGAUCAACAAGGAGGAUGUUGAGGAGAUAAGUCAGCUGUUCUUUGAUGCCAAGACGUCUGCUAAGGUCCUCCAAGAACAGGAGGAUAAGUAUAUGAAGUAGUGAAGGGGGGAUGGAGUCGUCUCUGUUUGGGGUUUUGAGUAUUGUGUUGUCCGUUAGUAUAUUUUGUAUUCCACCUAUUGAUUAAUUAGUGAUAAAAUGUUGUAAAGUUGAAAGUUUGAUAUUUUUUGUAUUUUCUGUAUAAUGUGUGAUCACAGAUAAGAAAAGAAUAAAGUUGGUCUUCGUGCAUCAAGAAUUGUUUUAAGUUAG